Molecule: messenger RNA, 1549 nt
Organism: Lasiosphaeria miniovina
Lineage: Eukaryota; Fungi; Ascomycota; Sordariomycetes; Sordariales; Lasiosphaeriaceae
Exons: 2
Coding region: 150-1127 (325 amino acids)
Source: RefSeq, a predicted model, not a curated record
GAGCUUUCGGUUUAUUGACCUUUUCCUCGUUGAAGAACCAAAAACUUCUUAGGGCGUCAGCAACACAUGGCAGCAGCUGGAAGGAUGUCCAAGAGAAACACUUUCCGGCGCGGUCAGCAAACAACGUCAAAAACCAAUACACCAUAUUAAUGCGGCGCGGAGUCAGACUGACAGAAGAUGUCCCACCGUGUUGUCCACUAAGAACUGAGCGGCCGGUCGGUAGUUCGUCGUCGUCGUCUGUUCACACGCCGGCUGCAACAAGAAGCUCGUCGUUAUCAUCUCCCAGGAUAUCUCACCCCUCGCCAGCCCCCGUCUCGUCGUUGAUGCAGCCACCGGCUACCCAAGACGCCGCAGAACUUACGGUAGCGGCGUGGGGUGACAGCGCGAGUGGGGACCGAGGGGAUGGGGCCAUGGACAUUGACAUGUUCGUGCCGAGUUUCUGGGACGAUCCCGAGAACAACGGAUACUUUCUGGCGUCGCCCAUGGACGCGGUGGGCGGGGUGUACGACGGCCAGUUUGGGAUGAAAUACAGCGAGCAGUGCACGACGCCAAUACCUGGCAGCAUGGGUAGCGCCGAGUACCAGGACGUGUGCUCGCCACCGUCAGCGGCCGGAUUCUCGAGCGUCGUGUCUGGGGGCGACGAUGAUAGGCACGGUAAGGACGGGCAUCCCGUCGGAUCGUACGAUGGCGACAACGGACUGGGAUGGCCGUUGGACCCGCUCCUCAUCCCCGAUAUGAGUCGCAGCAGGAGCGACAGUAAUAUCAGCAACGGCGCUGCGGGAAGCGCCAGAACCCAGCAACAACCCGCACGGCACGGGAGCAUAAGCGCGGGAUCUGCGUUGUCAGCGCAUGCAAGGACGGGGACUCCAACCCCGUCUCUCGCCUCUGUUGCCGCGGGGGGGUUCGGACUCGGGUCUCGCACUUCCCGCCCUUCUAUCAAUACCGAGGUGCAUGCGUCGCACUAUCAGCAGCCGUCAUCCUCGGUCUCGGCUGGUGCCGGAAGCGGGGCGAAUAGUCCGAGGUCCCGCAUGACCAUUGUCGUGGACGAGGCCAAGCCCGAAACGCUCGUCGAGGUGAUGAAGGUGCUUAUGGAGUCCCAGGCGAGGGUCGAAUUUCGGCGCGGAUGAUGGGGCCAGAUUGUCCGUGUGUUGUACAUACAACGGGGGUGUCGUUUAAAUUGUCUGCAAGCAUUGCAUAAGAGAACUUUUGCAUAGAGGACGGAGUUGACAGGUUGGAACCGAUAUAAGACGAUGCUGACGGAGCCAUAGGAUUUUGAGCAGGCUGCACUUUACAGGGCCAGAUACGGGACAGGAGGAAGGGUAAGGCGUAGUGAGUUAACUGAAUGCAAAUUAACGCCGUAAUAAAGAAAAUCUAUUGCUGUCUAACAGGCUAGACUCUAGUUAUUUGCGUCCCUAAUGUCCUAAUCCCGGCUGAAAACCACCUAGCACCACGUCGUCACAACAGGAAAUUCUUUAGAUUGCGACCGCGGCAAGGGGAGAUCUACAGUGAGAGCCGAGCAAUGAAACAGCACAUGAGCGGUUGGUUGAUU